UCCACGUGUUUGCUCCCUUUUGGCCCCCCUCUUUGACUGCCCGCUUGGACUUGGGUCAGCGGUCGGAGGUCGCACUGGAGUCUCGCCGCCCCGCAUAUCGCUCCAACACCCACCGCGUCAGCUUCGAUUCUCAGACUGCCGUCGGCCUCCGCUCCCUUCUCCUACUCCUGCCCACGGAGUCUUCGUUCACCGCGUUUCUACAGCCUUGAGUCAGCAGUCAGAGCUUCGAGUCUCACACUGUUGUCGGCCUCUGCUCUCUUCUCCUACUCCUGCCCACGAAGUCUUUGUUCGUUGCUUUUCCACAGCUCAUCAUGGCUCUGCGGGCAGCGAUACCGUACUAUAAGCAUUCCACGCCCAUCUCUUCCAGCUCUACACAUGGCUAACGGAAACACGACGACCUUCUGUUGUAACUCCCAUACCUGUCACAGACUCCCAAUAUGUCGGAUGACUGGGAAGAUUUCGGUGAUCUUCCUGGUCUCGCUAGCGUGCCCACCUCGUCAGAUGGCAACACCAAUAGGGCAAGCAAGGUGUAGACCGCCAGCAAGGGCACCAUUGUCGGCGUCAACACCCAGACUGACAGCACCGGUGUCGAGACGGGCCAGCUCACCCGCAACCACGACCUUCCUACUGCCGAUGCGCAUAUUCCCGAAAUCCUUCCAGCAUCCCGCAGCACUUCGGCUGCUCAGGCAUCGUCAACGUACCUUGUUAAUGUACUAGCUAUGAAUUUGUUUGUAUGUGGCAGUGUAGCCACCACCGCCCGACUCUGUAUCUAGUUUGAUUUAAGCCUCGGUAAUUGUCUGCUCCUCGACAGUAUAUACUAUGGACUUCAACCGCAAUCCGACUGGGAGAAACCAAUGGAAUCUCGGUCUCGAAAAAGAAUUCCAGAUCAUUCAGCUCUUGAAGUACUGGCAUGCGAAGGGCACCACAAAUUAUCAAGACUUGGCAGGUCUUCUCGAGAAGAAUCUGCAAGUUACAUUCUGUGCAAAGACUGUGCAGCGGCGGCUGAAGAAGCUUGAGCUCCGAGCUGCACGAGGGACUAUGGCUUCGAUUGACCAUAAGCUUGCCGAGCAGCUGGUCCUCGAGCAGAUGGAGAAGGAUCCUGCAAAACGAAUGGGCCCUGCAAGUCUGAAGGCGAAGAUAGCACUAGAGAAGGAGGGUUUGCACAUUUCACGCGAUUUCGUAUCUAUGGUCAUGCACAUUCACGACCCCGGAGCGUUUGCAGAACGUGAGCCGACCGCCAAGAAGAUUUUGCGUAGCCCACGCUUUCCCAUUGGCCCGAACCAGCGUUGGUCGUCCGAUGGACAUGACAAGAUGGCGAAGAUCGGGAUGCUCAUCUACGGUUUUGCUGAUGAAGCCACGCACAAGGUUCUGGAUACCCGUGUCGUGCCUAGUAACCGGGUCCAAGAGAUAGUAGCCUAUCUUUUUCUGUGUUUGGUGGAGUUCCACGAAGGAAUCCCUCUCCAAUUGACAACGGAUUGCGGGUCUGAAGUAACGUUGAUGUCCACUUACAUGCAUCAUCUGCGGAACGUUUUCCACCCCCACAUCGAUAUCCAAGAAGUUCCGGCCCAUGUCGAGCUCAAGAGCGUCCACAAUGUCACCAUCGAGAGCAGCUGGUAUCGCCUGCGACUCGACAUUGGGGACAACAUCAUCAUUCGCUUCCAGCAAGGCUACUACGAUGGAAUUUACAACCCUAAUGACCCAGACCACGUGGAACUUGCCCGUUGGCUAUGGUCUCGUGUCACGCAGAAGGAGGUGGAUGCUGCUGUGGAGUUGCGCAAUUCGACCCGGAUACGAAAGCAGAAGAACAAGAAUGGACCCUCGGGAAUCAGUCGCGACAUGGCGUAUACACUCUAUGAGAAGUGGGGGGGUAAAGAGUGCAAGCUCCCCGUGAAUGUUGAGUAUGUUCGCCUUCUCAAGGAGAGGCUUGGCGGUGAAGCCCUCCUGGCGUUCACGUCUGAGGAGUUUACGUUGCGAGCUCAAGACACCUACACUCAGCUUGGACUGGAAGACGUCACCAAGGAGAACGCAUGGAUAGUAUUUGGUCAGAUGUUGCCCUUGCUGUUCGCUCCGGCUUAG
Molecule: messenger RNA, 2076 nt
Organism: Mycena citricolor
Lineage: Eukaryota; Fungi; Basidiomycota; Agaricomycetes; Agaricales; Mycenaceae
Source: the annotation of a GenBank genome assembly